Molecule: messenger RNA, 2529 nt
Organism: Schizophyllum commune H4-8
Lineage: Eukaryota; Fungi; Basidiomycota; Agaricomycetes; Agaricales; Schizophyllaceae
Exons: 8
Coding region: 1-2529 (842 amino acids)
Molecular function (GO): guanyl-nucleotide exchange factor activity
Source: RefSeq, a predicted model, not a curated record
AUGGAUGCAGGCGACCAGCCGAAGCCAAAGAAGGUCAAUCCUCUCACGGACCUCAUUGACACGGAAAAGGCCUAUGUAGAGCAGCUCACGGGGAUAAUACGGAAAGUCGCAGCUGCAUGGUCGCGCUCGAACCUCCCGCCGCCAGAGCUGGACUCGAUGUUCCGGUGCAUCGAGUCUAUCUACAAGACGAACCGCUCACUGCACACGCGCUUGAAGGAAAUUGGUUCCAAUCCCUCCUCCCCAAAAGCCCUUGGUGACCUUUUGAUGCGCUGGAUCGACGACCUGGACGCGCCGUAUACCAAUUACACCAACAAGUACACCUGCGGCUUUGACGACUGGGAUCCUGUCCGAAACAACACGCGCCUACCUACUGUCCUCGCCACGUUCUCCAACUCACAUCCCCCUCCGUCAGGCGACCUUUGGACGCUUGAUGCUCUAUUCCUGCUGCCGAAGGGUCGCUUGAAGUACUACCGGCGGCUCUAUGGUCGCCUACUGAAAAGCACAGCGCCUGGCCGGAGCGAUCACAAGCUUCUGGUAGCAGCAUUGGACAAGCUGGAUGGACUCCUGCAAACGUUGGACGAACGCGAUGUCUACAAAGUAGGGCAGCCUGCUCCGCCGCCUCCGCCACCCCCUCCCGCAGAACAUGAAGACGACGUGGUGAUCGACUUGCGCACACAAAGCGUCAUUGCUGCCACGCACAAGCCUGAAGGCGGAUGGAACGAAGAGGGUCAGCCGGGUAGCGAGAGCAGCUCCGCUCGGGGCAGCAACACGUUCUCGAGGGAAACUGGCGAGACUUCGGUCAGCCGCGCAUCGGGCAACUCCAUGACCAUGCCUAUCGCGGACCUGGAAAGACGACUGUCCGCCGGGCGCUGCUUGGACUUGUUCACGAUGCAGCCGAAAGGUGUCAGGUUGCAGAUGAAUCCCCCGCACCUCACCUUCACGCGUGAAUUGCGAUUGUCUAUGGAUGUUGUAGUCCGUUUCACACCUCGAAGCACGGGCGAAGAGGUUGUUCAUCACCGAGGGCACAUAUUCUUGUUGUCCGACCUAUUCCUCUGCUGCGAGAGGAUGACGCGAGAAGAGCAAAGCGAAUUUGACGGGGCAGACAUGUGGUUAUGUUACCCUCCUCUAGCAGGCAAGGUCCUGCGCGUCUCAGAUGUGCCCGAGCAAGAGAAUGCGCUGCAGGUUGCGAUCAUGCGGAAGGAGCACUUCAUCAUCGAAUGCGAGUCGCCGUCCGCUCGCGAUGCCCUUAUGGCAGAGCUCAAGGAUUGCAUAGAGUUUGCGGCCUCCCUGCCUCCGCCAUCGAAGGUCCCUCCACCACCAGUGCCUCCCAUCAACCCCGCCGUGAUGGGUCAAGGAUUACCAUCCAAUCCCGCAGGACCGGCACCUCAGCGCUAUCCUUCUGUCGCGUCAAACCACAGUAACUUCACCUCACCCUCGAGCGACAGUCACGGUUUACCACCGAUUCCGCCACCACCGCAGCCUGCGCAAUACCAGAACGGAGCCGAUGACCUUUCGCGUGGCAUGGGGAACAUGAGGAUGUCAGAAGAACGGCAGUUUGGUGGUCCACCGCCCCAAGCGCGCCAGUUCACGAGCCCGCCUCCCGUAUCUUUCAAGCCAGGCGAGAUCAUACCCAUGAACCGCAACCCAAGCUUGACCGGCCCUCAUGGCGGACCUGGUCCGUACCAGCAGCCACCCUUCCCUCCUCAGCGGCAGAUGAGCCAAGGUGGCUAUGGUCCUCAACGACCACCGUCAGAGCCGGGCUAUGGUCCUGGUCCCGGUGCAGACCUCCACAAAGCCCCGUCAUCUCGCUCGCUCCGUGCCGGCUUCGAUCAGUACCAAGCCAUGCCACAGUCUGCCCCGCCAAUGCCCGGUCCUCAGUCUGGCUUCCCUCAGGGCGUGUCACCACAGCACACUGGACAGAGCUGGUCAUCGAAUGGACAUGCGCCGCCACCGCCGCUUCACAAUGGGUAUCCUGGUGGUCCCCCGAUGCACAUGCAGGGCGGCCCAAUGGGAGGUCCUAUGGGAGGCCCCAUGGGUCCAGGACCGCGUAACUUCGCUGCGCCCCAGCCGCGCAUGGCUCCGCCUGCAUUGGACCCGCGCGCGUUGUCGAUGGUCGAGGCGUCUUUCGCGGAGCCAAGCCCGCCAAACUCGCCCGUCGAAGAGACACCCGCGUAUACAGGACCGACCACGACGACCGUCUCGGCGCAGAUGAAGUGCAAAGUGUUCCUCAAGCAGCAGCACCAGCAGUGGAAGGCACUCGGUGCGGCGAAGCUGAAGCUCUACCACGAGGACCCGACGAACAAGAAGCAGCUCGUCGUCGAGGCGGAGGACAAGCACCACUCGGUCAUGAUUUCGACCAUCGUGCUGACGGACGGCGUUGAGCGGGUGGGCAAGACGGGCGUCGCCAUCGAGCUGAGCGACAACGGACGGCGGACGGGGAUCGUGUACAUGAUCCAGCUGAGGAACGAGAACUCGGCGCGUGGCCUAUACGAUAGCCUAUUGGCGGGCUCCGACCGGAGGGGGAUGUGA